This is a messenger RNA of Acanthochromis polyacanthus (spiny chromis), 14858 nucleotides long. RefSeq lists its product as uncharacterized. The transcript is spliced from 3 exons. The coding region runs from base 12136 to 13098 and encodes 320 amino acids. NCBI's taxonomy places the organism in Eukaryota, Metazoa, Chordata, Actinopteri, Pomacentridae. The record is from RefSeq and is a predicted model, not a curated record.
UAAAUGGAAGAAUUUUAAGUUUUCCAGAGCAAACUGAACUCCUCCAACAGGAUAAAAUGUGUUUUCAGACUGAAGGAAUAAAAGUCAAACAGUUCCAGAUGGAAGAAGUUUUACUGCUUCAGCUGCGAUUCUUUCCCAGAAAACUGAGGGAAAAAAACUUUUUCUGUCUGAAAAACUAAAGAAUUUCAGUUUCAGUGACGAAAACAAAGAAAAGCAUCAGAGCAGCUCUGAUGUUUCUGCUCUUCGUUUGAUCAAUCGAUCCUUUUAUCAGCUUAGAAAACCGUCUGCUGGGUCAGAGUUCAGCUUGGUGGAGGCACGACUCCAUGUUCCUCCUCUGUUCCUCCUCUGGUUCCUCCUCUGGUUCCUCCUCUGGUUCCUCCUCUGUUCCUCCAUCUUCUGCUCCACAUGUUGACCAUAAAUCAGCUCUGACCUUUUCGUUUCCAUUCUGAGCUGGAAGCUGCAGAUCAGCAGCUGCUGCCGCUUAAAGUUUGGACCUGACAGAAAGUUUUCACCUCCAGGAGCUCACAGUUACACUGGUUUGGUUUUGGACCUGGUUCUGAACUUUCUUUUGGACUGGGUUUAAACUGGGUUUUAGAUCAUCUUUGGACUGACUGUUGACGGCUGCUUAAGGCCUUGCUGGUUUUAUACUGAAUUCUAACUGACAUCAGAUGGUUUUAUCUUUGUUUUAGACUGGGUUUUAAGUUGUUUCUGAUCUGGUUUUAGACUGGGUUUUAAGUUGUUUCUGAUCUGGUUUUAGACUGGAUAUUAGAUCAACGUUGGACGUUGGUUUUCGGACCUUGUUUUGAACUGGUUCUAGACUUGUUAGAUCUAUAUUGGAUGGAGUUUUUAAUGGUUUUAAGUUGGUGUCUGACCUGGCUUUAUACUUGGUUUUAGACUGGAUAUUAGAUCAGAUUGGACUGAUUUUUAGUCUAGUUUCAGGCCUUGUUUUGAACUAUUUUUGGAUGAGUUUUAGACUGGGUUUGACUAGUUCUGACCUGGGUUAUGGCGAGGUUUUUAGAUCAGCUUGGGACUGGUUUUGGACCCAAUUUCUGUUCUUGUUUUACCUGGUUUCUGACUGAUUUUGGACCAGUUUUAGACUGCUUUAGACUGGGUUUCAUGUUGGUUUUAGACUAGUUUUGGACUAUUUUCACCCAGUUUCAGCCUUUGUUUUGGGUGGAUUUUAGUCUUGUCUUAGGCUGGGUUUUAUGGAUGAGUUUUGGUCCUGGUUUCUGACCUGAUUAUAGUCCGGUUUCUGGCCUGGUUUGGGUCCGGUUUCUGGCCUGGUUUGGGUCCGGUUUCUGGCCUGGUUAUAGCCCGGUUUCUGGCCUGGUUAUAGUCCGGUUUCUGGCCUGGCUUGGGUCCAGUGUCAUACCUUUCUGACCCGUCAGGACUCUGAGGACUUUCAGGUGACGCCUCCCUGUUUUUUUAACGAAUGUUUCAGACUCUCCCACUGUGCUGCUCGGUCGACAACCUGUUCGCCCUGUUUGCUGGAAUUAGCCUGAAGCUGCUCGUGGCUGAAUCACAUUUUUCUUCAACAGCAAACAACAAGUCGGACUCACGUUGAGCCAAUCGGAGCUUGUUGCUGUCAGUUUCUUUAUCAUGUCAGGUGAAGGUCUCGUUAGUUGAGUCACAGAGCCUCACUGGUCUUAGUUCCUGAGCUCACAAAGGGGCGUUUGGCUUCACGUUGACGUUUCUGAUCAUUUUACUGGAGCUUGAAGCUUCUCCUGGACUGACUGAAUAUUCAGAACCAGAAGCUAAAAGCUGCAGCUGCUAUCUGCAGUCAGAUGUUUAAUUGAAAUCAGGAACCUUGAUGUGAUCACAGAUUAAACAGGUUUGACUCAGUGUGGUGUUUGUUCUCAGCAAAAUCUGAAGAAACUGGUGAAAAGAGGAUUUCUGUGAUUUAUGUGAUAAACAAAACUCCAGAAGUUCAAGUCAGAUGUCAGAAAACUCAAAUAAAAAGUAGAAUAAUCAGUAAAUCACACAGAGGAAACUCAUUAGCAGCAGCUCUGAUUGUUCAAAUGUUUUAACCAGAAAAAAACCCCUAAAAACUAUGUUCUGAAAGCAGGUUCAGCCUGAUCUGAAACCAGUUUAAAACUGUGUUUAAACCCCAGUCUAAAUCAAGUCCAACAUCAGCUCUAAACCUAGUCAACAAUCAGAUCUUAAUCCGGGUCCUAAAUCAGGUUUAAAUUGAUCUAAAGCAAGUUCAAGACCUAAAACCAGUUUACCUCCUGGUCCUGGUCUAGAAUCAAGUGCAAAGUCUGUCCAGAACCAAUUGUGAACCAGUCCAAAAGGAGUCCAAGACCAAGUCUGUAACCAGUCUAGAACAAGACUAAAAUUACUUAGACCAGAUCUAAAACCAGUUUAAAGCCCAGACUAAACACACCUAAAACCAGUCCAAACCCAAAAGUGAAACCAGUCAACAAUAAAGUUCAAAACAAAGUCUAAAUGAACUGAUCAAUCAAUAAAUGAGCUAAUAAACCAGUAGAGAAACCAGACGCUCCUCCGGGUGCAUUCUGGGAAACUUCAGUGAUGCGUUCGAGUGUCGUGGUACAAACCAAACACAGAUCUUUAUCUCUGUUCUUCCGGUUGUGGAGGCGUCUGAGUCCAAACAAACAUGAAAGAUUUCAGAGAUUUCCCAUGACCUCUGGCUGCUGUGUCGCCAUGGAAACCUGCACGGAUCGACGCAUCCAGCUGGAGUCGAGUUAUCUGGACGAGCAAACUGGUUUUACCUCAGACUGACGAAUCACCUUCAUCAGGCCGGUAGUUUAGACUCUCUGAUGGUAAAAGGAUGAAUAAGAGCAACAAAUCCUUCCAUCUGAGAGCUUUAAAACAGAGACACACACAGUUAAUGUUCACAGAAACACUAAGAAAUAGCUCAUCAGUUAAUAAUCUGUGUGUUUCAGCUGUAAGAAGUUCUAGUCUUUGACCUCAUUGACGGGUUUCAGGUUCUUUCCCUGGUUCUUUCUGUUUUCUGCUGCUUCAUACUUUCACUUUUAGGAAUCAUCCAGGGGAUAAAUCAACACGUUGGUUUCACAGCUAUUUUUAAAAAAUAUUGGAGAUAUAUUUUAUUGAUUUGUUUUGUUUCUAAAGUUAUUUUCUGUCAGAUGAAUGUAAAAUAGAUUAACAAACAGCAAAAUCCAACAAAUUAAAGAAGAAAAUAUUGUUUAUGAUUUAACAAAACGGGAAAAAUUUGGAAAAUAAUUGAUAAAAAUAUAUUUACCAUUUCUGAAUCCUUAAUAUGUAGAAUUGUCAGUAAUUUCACAAUCAUGGAAGAAUUUCUUAUGUUUACAAUAUUUAUAUUGAAUAUCUACACUUUUGGCCUGUUUUUUUAUAGUUUAGACUGAUCUACAACCAGUCUGAAACUAGGUUUAAACCCCAGUCUAAAUCAGGUCCAACAUCAGCUCUAAACCUAGUCAACAAUCAGAUCUUAAUCCAGGUCCUAAAUCAGGUUUAAAUUGAUCUAAAGCAAGUUUAAGACCAAAAACCAGUUUACCUCCUGGUCCUGGUCUAGAAUCAGGUGUAAAGUCUGUCCAGAACCAAUCGUGAACCAGUCCAAAAGGAGUCCAAGACCAAGUCUGUAAGCAGUCUAGAACAAGACUAAAAUUAGUUCAAGAUCUAAAACCAGUUUAAAGCCCAGACUAAAACACUUCUAAAACCAGUCCAGGCAACAACUUAGUGACUACUCUGCUGCUUCUCACACAGAUCGAGACUUUAAAUGUCAUUUUAUCUUAGAAACAUGUUCAGUUUAGCAUCAUGUGACAAAAAAGCAGCACACUUUAUUAGUUUUUAGACAACUUUUAUCAGAAACACAGAGAAUCUAAGCUCUAUCAGUCUUCCAUUUUAUUGAAACAAGAGGUCUUUAUUUAAUCAGGAAAUGACUUGAAUCAAUAAUGAAGACUCGUGUUAAUUGCAGUUGUUCUGGUUUUUAUGUCUCUUUAUCUGCAGCAGUUGGAGGUUAAACUUUAGGUGGUGUUUGCUGCUGGUUUCUGGAGUGCCUCUCAGCUUUACGUCGUCGUCUCGGGUGUCUCCGCAUAAAAAAACUCUCACGCUGAGAAAAAAAGCUGCGGCUGUUUGUAUUGUCGCGGAAAUGUAAGGCCAGAACCGAACGCCGUGUGUCGAGUUUCCACCUUUUGUUGGCUGCAGAGAAGAUUGUGUCUGAAAGCUGCCGUUGUUUUGGUGAGGAACCCUGAGGGGAAGCUGGGCGGGGCCAAUCAUGAAAGAGAGAGUGGAGGUGGACCAGGUGUAACCCAGCCCCACAGGUGAUGAAUGAGGAGAACCAGGUGGGAAUCUUUGGAAGAUUCAGGAUUCACUUCUGAUUCUUCGCUUCAAAUCGAUCCAUGAUGAGGAAAAAAGAAGAAGGAGUCAUAGUAGCACUAAUCAGGAGGUCUAGAAGGAGUCAUAGUUCCACUAAUCAGGAGGUCUAGAAGGAGUCAUAGUAGCACUAAUCAGGAGGUCUAGAAGGAGUCAUAGUACCACUAACCAGGAGGUCUAGAAGGAGUCAUAGUUCCACUAAUCAGGAGGUCUAGAAGGAGUCAUAGUUCCACUAAUCAGGAGGUCUAGAAGGAGUCAUAGUUCCACUAAUCAGAGCUCCUAAAAUGACUCCACAGACAGUGAACUACUUUCUCCAUCCAGCUGUAAAAACAGACAUCAGCUGCUUCAGACUUGGUUCAGAGGUUCUCCAUGGAAACCAGAGUUAGUGUGAAGCUCAGACAGUGUGAAGGAACCUUCAGAACAUCAACCUCUAUGGACGGAGGACCAGAACUAAACCUGGUUGCUGCUCAGAACUAAACUUCCAGAUGAAAGUUUGCUGAAGAACAUGAGAAGAAACCUGAUGGAUGCUGGAGAACAUUCUUUGGUCAGAUGAAGAUCAAUGAGUUGGGCUGAGAUGGAGUCCAGAUGUUUGGUAGAACCAGACCAGGACUACCACAGUGGAUGCAUGUUCCUGACUGAUGACUGAUGACAUUUCUGGAUGCACCACAAAUGUCUGAGGAUAAACCAAAAUGCUGUCUGACAAGAAGGUGGAAGAAGAGGAACAUUCCAGCUGGAGAUCAUGCAAAGAACAACAAGAACUUCUCCACUAGAACUGAGUGGAACCAGGACCUGGACAGUGAGAGUCUGACCUGAACCCAACAGAGCCUUUGUGGUGUUUAAAGAGAAAGAGCAACACAACCAAUGAAUGAUGUGAAGAAUGACAUCAGAGCAAAUUCUCUACUGUUCUACUGGAAGAACUCUGAUUAUAAUCAGAGGAAAUCUGAUAUUUGUACUCACUUAGAACUUCACAUUUCAAAAUAUUUUUAGUUUAAUUCCACGUGGGAUUGACCUUAUUAUUCACACAUCAGCUUUAGAAAGAAAGCGAUGAAGCAAAUUUACCAAAACAUUAGAUUCAGUCUGAGAGAAGAGUUGGUGUGAGGAGCAGUCUGAGGCUUAAAGGACGAACAAACGUCGUCUUUGUGUGUCUCUGCUCUGCUAAUAUGACAUUUAAAUUUCUGGCCACAAAUAGAUUCGGUUGUGUUUAUGGGAAGAACAGCGAGUGAGGAGAGAAACAACAGAGCUGAUUGUAGUUGUUGUUGUUUCACCUCCUUCACAUUUCUGCUGCAGUCUGAGUCCAUGUUCUGCUGAAUGAUGGACAAACUGGCGGCUUUUAGCUUCAUGCUAAAGCUAAAGACUUUGAGUAUUGUUUCGACCAUGAGGAGACUCCAGCAGUUGUCUAUUGAACUUCUUUAGAAACACGGUACCAGAGUCUUGUUUUGUAAGUUGGCUUUAUUUGGUAUUUUGACAUUUAGACUGACAUAUUUUAUUUUAUUUGGUGGAUUGCAACAUUGUUUAUUGCCUUCAAAAAGUGUUUGCUCCGUUUCUGUUGUGACUCUGGUUCUAAGAAAUUUUUGGAGGAUCCUUCAUCUUGUUUCUGCAUCCAGUUGUUGAGGAUCAAGAGCUGCAGCUUUUUCAUUUUAGCUCAGAUGUUUAUUCAUCCAGGGACUCAGUAACUCUCUGAAUGUGACUGUCUUUGCUAGUUAUUAGCAUUGCUACUAUUAUUAGGCUACUCAGUAAUAUAUCUGUGUUAGCGAAUUGCAUCCCUAGCCUUGUCAUUAGCAUCCAUAGGUUGAGUAUUAGCAUUAUUUAUUUACUACCAUCUCUGUUAGUAACUAGCCUCAUUAGCCCUGUCACUAGCAUCCUUGGGUUUGUCAGCUAAGCUUGUUAGCUAGUUACUAGCAUGCUUAGAUUAGUUAAUAAUAUCUCUGUUUUAGCAUCUUUAGCCAUGCCACUAGCAUUCUUAGGCUAGUUGCUACCAUCCUCAUGCUGGUUCUUGUCACUAGCAUCUUUAAGCUGAUUACUAGCACCCUUAGACUAGUCAAUAAUAUCUGUGUGUUAGCUAGACUAUUUACUAAUAUCUCUAUAUUACCAACUAGCCUCCUUAGCCUUGUCACUAGCAUCCUUUGGCUAUUUGCUGCCAUCUUUAGGUUAUAUCUUAGCAACUAGCCUCCUUAGCCAUGCCACUAGCAUCAUUGGGCUUAUCACUAGCAUCCAUAAGCUAGUUACUAGCGUUCUCAGACGAGUCAACGAUAUCUAUGUGUUACUGUCUAGCAUUUCUAACUGUGCCAUUAGGACAUCUAGGCUAGUUACGCACAUCUUUAGGCUACUCAGUAGUAUCACUGUUUUUAUGACUAGCCUUUUUACUACCAUCUGUGCUUGUCACUAGCAAUCCAUAGGCUAGUUAUUAGCAUUCUUAGAUUAUUUAGUAACUAGCCUCCUUAGCCCUGCCACUAGCAUUCUUGGGCUUGUCAGUUACGCUCAUAAGCUUGCAACUAUCUUAGCAACUAGCUUCUUUAACUGUGCCAUUAACAUCCUUAGGCUUGCCACUAGCAUCAAUAAGCUAGUUUCUAGCAUUCUUAGACUUGUAAAUAAUAUCCACGUGUUUACGACUAGCAUUUCUAGCCGUGUCACUACCAUGUUUGGUUGUCACUAAUGCCCUUAGGUUAGCAACUAGCAGCAUGGAGCUACUCUAAAAUAUUUCUGUCCCUAGGCUGGUUACUAGUAAAAAAGACUUUUAACUGGAAGCCCAAGGCUAGUUUCUGGCAAAGUUAGCGACUAGCGUCCCUGGGCUACUAAAUAAUAUAUUCAUUUUGCUAGCUAGACUCUGUAGCUUUGUCACUAUUCUCACAAUUUACUGUUUCUCUCGACUUGUCAUGAGCAUCCCGAGACGACUAGCAUGUUUGGAGGAGAAACUAGCGCUCCUCGGCAUGGCUAACGGUCUUUCUGACAGUUUUACAGAGAAACCUUUGGUCUUUUGUUUAUCUUAAUUACUUGUCCAGUCAGUUUGGUUCAUAAGCUGCAAAUAUUUAAAUUUAGGCUGUUUCAAAAGUCACAUUAAUGUGAAAUACAGCUGAUAAAACCAGAGUCAAUCCUCCUUUUACCCAUCUAAGUGUAUUAUGUGGUGUUGCUGGAGAAUUUAUUGUGUUUUAUUUUCCAGUUUAAUGAAUAAAACUGACACGUUUGACAUUCAAUAACCACAAAUGAAAACAGCUUUUAGAAAUGUUGUCAUGUCAGACUGUUCCAGAAGUUUAAAUUCUCAUAAUUCACAGCUGACAUGUGCUGCUUUCUUAGUUUACUAUCAUGUGACAGAACAGACAUUAAAUAUAAAUUCUAAUAUAUCAGAUGAAGGUCUUAAUGCAGCUGUUUUCUUUUAGAACACAUUUGUUGGUUCAGUUUCAUUGUGUUGUGUUCACACCUGAGGACAUGUUGUUACCUGCAGAGGAUCGUAAAGUCAUCGUGCGGUUUGAUGAACGUUAAAGUCUCUGAUGUGAAAACAAAAGCUGAGUGAAUCAUGUGUGUUGAUCGUCUGAACACGACCUGAAGAACUUCACAGGAGGGGAAGUGAAAAUGUCCAAAGACUCCCUGAUAUUCAGUUUACUUUCACGUGAUUAAGAAAUUCUCCAGGUCAACACAAAACAACCACAAAAAUAUAUAAAAUAACAAACUGAGACACAAACUAAACCACAAAACAAAUCACAAAAACAUAUAUAACAACCAAAAUGUGACCCAGAACAACAGAACACUGAUAUAAACGGAUAGAAAAUGACUAAAAGAAGCUAAAUUUAGUGCGAAGAACGACAAAAACAACCAAAAAAUGAUAAAACUAACACAAUCAGAAGAAGUCCCGGUUCAUCUUUCUGGUUCUAUGUCACAUUUUGGUUGUUUUUGUUGUUGUUUACAUUUAAAUUUGGUUAUUUUACGUGUUUGUUCAUCAUAUUUUAGUCAUUUUACGAAUUCCUGUGGUUGUUUUGUGUCACAUUUUGUUUAAUGUGUUCAUUCGCAUUUAAUUUUGGGUAUUUAAUGUCUCUGUGUUUAACUUAUAUCUCAUUUUGGUUGUUUUACAUCUUGUUGUGUUUGUCUUUUAGACUUUGUGGUGCGUUUGGUGUCGUUAGCAUUUCAUUUUGGUCAUUUUACACCUUUUGUCUGCUUAAUUUUUGUGUCAUCUUGGUCGUUUUAUGUCUUUUCUUGGUUCUUCUGUGCCACAUUUUGGUUGUUUUCCAUCUUUUUUAGACUUUGUGGUGAGUUUGGUGUCGUUAGCAUUUCAUUUUGGUCAUUUUACACUCUUUGUGUAGUUCGUGUUUCAUUUUGGGUGAUUCACAUCUUUUUAUGGUCUCCUUUUUUUGUACUUGGAGUUCAUUUGCAUUGAAUUUGGGUCAUUUUAUGUCUUUGUGUAGUUUGUGUGUCCUUUUGGCCGUUUUAUGUCUUUGUUUAGUUGGUCUGCGUCACAUUUUGGUUGUUUUUAGGGUUUUAGUCAGACACAAUCAAAUGUACUUUAUUAAGCUUUUAAUGAGUUUUAAUAGUAUUUUUCUUCAAACUGAAAGCUUUUCUGGAAUUUUAACUUGGACUAAUUAAGAAAAAUAAAGAAAUAUUACUCAGAAUAACUUUAUUUGGAAUUAAUUAAUUACUGUAGAGGACUGCAUCAUCAGCAAAAAUAGAAAUUAACUUUGAACACUUCUGUAACAUCCUGGAUGGGUUCUGAUCUGGAUUUUUACUGUAUAUGUUAUAUUUGUUAUUAUAUUGUAUAUUUAUCAUACAGAGCUCUGUGCUGCUGAUUGUGAAAGAAAUCUAAAUAUAUCAGCAGCUUACAAUGUCCGAAAUGAAAUUAGAUCCCGAUCAUUCAUUGAUUUUUAGAGACACGUUCUUUUUAUUGCACUUUCAGAUGUGAAUAAUUCGCGUUGCUUUCACUUCCACACGUUCAUUCCUGUUAAAUCGGCAUCGAAACACGACUCAAAUAAUCUUCACCUGAAUUCAGAGCAUCUGUUAGACGCUAAAUAUACCUUACAGUGAACCUAACAGACACUAGAAUUUACAGAUGUUCCCGAAACGCAUCACUAGUCUCCAUCAGUUACUGCACAUAAAUGGAAUUAUAAAAGAGCAAAAUAAGGACUUUUAAAUUCACAUUUACCUGAAACCAGGUGAGUUUGUCUCCCUGGACGGUUCUCUGUAAGCUUUCAAACAUCUACAGUUCAUCCUUUUCAUUUCAUUGAGAGAAACUUGUGAUUCUUAUCCGUUAACUCUGCAGCUCCACAGCUUCUUUCUUCUUUUUCUUCUCUAGUUUUUCUGUCAACAUGUGGAGCUGCAGGUCAACAAACUGUCUUUAAACAAACUUAAAUCCCAGUAAAUGAUGCGUCAGACAGACGUCUGUUGUCGUCACAGAAAAUGAGUUUUAAAUCGAGACUAACCAUCAUAAUCCUGAUGUUAGGAUGAUUUAUCUGACCGAGUUCUGACCUCCAGCAGUUUCUAGUAGAAAUCCUCUGAGCUGUGGUUUACUCUAAACUGAUCCUCUGUCGGUUUGUUGUUGACUCGUCUCGGUUCUGUCUGCAGCUCGACCUCAAACUUCCUGCAGCCACUUGUCAAACCGAUGAUUAGCGUCGUGUUUGGUGUAAUUAGAGCAACGCUUAGUUUCAGCCACAGCUCCAGCAUAUUUCAGGUCUGAUCAGAUCCGUCUUUGUUUCUCUGGACUUCAUGCAAACGAGGCUCAGCUGAAGAAGAAACCUGUUUAAAGUCUUAGUUUGGUGCAGAUUUGUACUUUAGCAUAAACAUAGCACAACAGGAAGUGAAAGCAUCGCUGUUUGUGAAAAUUUAGAAGUUAAAUUAAAAUAUUUUGUCCCUAAAAUCAACGAAUGAAUGUGAUAAAUAUUAAAUAUUGACCAGAAGAAUCUUAAUUAUUGUUUUUCAUCAUGUUUUUUUAGCUCGCUAGCAUUGUUAUCAUAUUACCAGUUCACUAGCUUGUUGCCAAACUAGUAAUAGCACAUUUCUAGCUUUCCAAGGCGUUACAACCAAACAUUAGCAUUUUUCUGUCUAGCUAGCAUGUUGCUGACUAUCAUUGACAUUAUUGUUUCUGGCUAAUGAGGAAUUCAGUAACUAACAUUAGCAUCGUUCUGGCUAUCUAAGGCUUUACAAACUUAUGCUAAUUUGCUUAUGGUUCGCUAAGAUGUUACCAGCUAGCAUGUUGCCAACUAUCACUAGCAAAUUGCUGGCCUACUCGUGUGUUGCUAACUAUCAUUAGCAUGUCUCUGAAUGCAAGCAUGUUGGCAACUACUGUUUCUGACUUGGUAGCAUAAUAGCACAGAAUGCUACAAGAAUGAUAAGUUGUGUGUUUUAGCGGUUAGAGGUUGUUGUUGAAGGUUUCUUCUGGGCGGUCGAUGGUUUGUCUGGUGACCACUGUGCAGGUCGGACCGUUAACCCGGUUUUCUGUGAACUGGGUCAAAGCUGCAGAUGAACCGACUCAACCUGCAGCUCUUCUGGUUCCAAGAAUCGCUUCAAUCUUGUUUUAUUUUCGGCUGCAGCAGCAGAUUCAUGACUUUCUUGAAUCCGAGGUCCAGACAGCAGGAACUCUCUGGGGGAAUAUUAGGGAUUACAUGAUGCUGGUUUUUAUCGUUGCACAUUUUUGAGUUUUUCAUGUGGAGAAGCAGCUGCUGUGAAUAGUAUCUUCAGUUUUUUUUAGACGUUUUUAAGAAGAGGCCUAAUAAUUUAACUGAAACCUCAUGUACGUUCUCAGCGACUUCUUCUGCUUUUCAUUCAGCUGCAGCUCAACGUGGCUCCGUGGCACUUCUAAAUUUAACCAGCCUUUGUUUCUUCUCCUUGCUUUCCAGCCAGAAGUUCAUAAACGCUUUGUCAUGUUUACAACCUCCCAUCCAGAAUUCAGAGUCCCAGAGAGCCUCCGAGGCUCCAGUCUGUAAUUUACAGCUGCUCUGGCUCUUAAAGUUUUAAUUUUUUUGCUUGACAGACAUCGUGAAAAACAAUGAAAAUGUCCCACUAACAUGUUCUGUGUAAUGUAUGUUGUUCCUCCAUACUGCAGAGGAAAACACGAGACACGCUUAGAAUACAUGACAUGUUUGUUAUAAGUCACGCAGCAAAGCUCAUUCCUGUUACAUGUUUGUUAAAAAGUUCAUUGCUAAUGUUAGCCUGUAGCUUCUUAUCGAAUCAGGAACAUGCUAAUGGCAAUAACAACUAAACAUGUUAGUAACACAGGAACAUGCUAACUUUAGCCGGUAAAUCCCAAGAAAACCAGAAACAUGCUAAUGUUAGUUGUUGACAUGCUGUUAAACAAAAAAUGCUAAUAUUGGUAAGAUGUUUUCAAACAGAAACAUGUUUGUGUUAGCUGGUAACGUGCUUUUAAACAGGAACAUACUCAUGUUGGUAAGAUGUUUUAAAACAGAAACAUGCUAAUGUUAAUUGGUAACUUGUUUUUAAACAGGAACAUGUUUACAUUAGUGGAUACAGGUGAUAAAUAUAAACAUGCUAACUUGUAAAAGACUUUUAAACAGAAACAUGCCAUUGUUUGUAAGUAACACGUUUUUAACCAGAAUCACGCUAUUGCUAGCUGGCGGAAUGUUAGUAAUGAAGGAAUAGCUAAUCUUAGCUGGUGACUCCAAACUAGGAAAAUGUUAGUAUUAGUUUUUAACUUGUUGGAAAACCAGGAACAUGAUAACAGUUGUAAUUAGCUGGUGACAUGUUAGUAAAUAAAGAAAAAAAUGAACAAAGAAACAUGCUGAUUUGGUUGGUAACAUGUUUUUUAACAGGAACUUGUUUAUAUUAGCAAUAUAUAUUUAAACAGAAACUUGCUAAUUUUAGAUUGGUACCAGGUUGUUGUACAGGAACAUGUUAAUGCUAGCAGCUAGCAGGUUAUUAAACAGGUUCAUGCUAAUGUUAGCUGGUAACAGGUUAUUAAACAAGAACAUGCUAAUGCUAGUUAGUAAAGUGUUUUUAAACAGAAACAUGCUAAUGCUAGCUGAUAACAGAUUAUUAUACAGGAACAUGCUAAUGCUAACUGCUAGCAGGUUAUUGUACAGGAACAUGCUGAUGCUAGCUGCUAGCAGAUUAUUAAACAGGAUCAUGCUAAUGUUAGCAGCUAACAGGCUAUUAAACAGUGACAUGCUAAUGCUAGUUGGUAAGGUGUUUUUAAACAGAAACAUGCUAAUGCUAGUUGGUAAGGUGUUUUUAAACAGAAACAUGCUAAUGCUAGUUGGUAAGGUGUUUUUAAACAGGAUCAUGCUAAUGCUAGUUGGUAAGGUGUUUUUAAACAGAAACAUGCUAAUGCUAGUUGGUAUGGUGUUUUUAAACGGGGAUAUGCUAAUGCUAGUUGGUAAGGUGUUUUUAAACAGAAACAUGCUAAUGCUAGUUGGUAAGGUGUUUUUAAACAGAAACAUGCUAAUGCUAGUUGGUAAGGUGUUUUUAAACCGGAUCAUGCUAAUGAUAGUUGGUAAGGUGUUUUUAAACAGGAUCAUGCUAAUGCUAGUUGGUAAGGUGUUUUUAAACAGGAACAUGCUAAUGCUAGUUGGUAAGGUGUUUUUAAAUAGGAUCAUGGUAAUGCUAGCUGCUAACAAGUUAUCCUACAGAGGUAUUUUUGUAUAUCAGAGUGUUUUUCAGUCGUGGUUCUUCUAUAAACUAUGUGUUGGGUUCUCCGGCUGUUACUCUCUCUGCUCGGUUCUCCGGCUGUUCCUCUCUCUGCUCGGUUCUCCGGCUGUUCCUCUCUCUGCCCGGUUCUCCUGCUGUUCCUCUCUCUGCUCGGUUCUCCGGCUGUUCCUCUGUUCGUUCUUCCCCCCUCUGCUCUGUUUACUCUAGAAAACCCUCCAUGUGGUUUUCAGGCGGCUGUUUGCCAGAAAGUCUUUCUCUCUGCAGAUCGAGGUCCUCCCAAUCUGGCACACUUACUGGUGGACCAGUAACCCAGUUCUGGAGAAAGUGGGUCGCUGCAUCGAGCUGAACUCACUUCCAGCCAGAUCCUCAUGGAUUUAUUGGACAGUUACAGUGAGAAGAGGCGUUCAGGUCCCGCAGGAUUUUCCGUAAACAUGACCCAGGACAGGAGCUGGUGGUCAGAGGACUGGAGGGAAUAAAGAGUUUCUGGUUCCAUUACUGCUGCUGGUUUUAAAUCAAAGCUCAGAGAAAAGAGGAAGAAACACAAAAUAAAGCAGAUUUUUAUUUGACGUUUGUAGGUUUUUAUUAAAUAAGUAGAUAAAUAAAUAUAUUUUAUAAACUCAGGUCCUGAUUGAUUACAUAUCUAGAAACAGAAAGUAAAAAGCUUUAGGGGAAGUGUGCAGUUUCUUGUUGAUGUGAUGUCACUUCCUGUUUACUAGUUAAGGUGUUAAAGAACAUUUUCAGUUCGUACGGAAAUCACCCAAAACUACAAAACUUUAGAAACAGCACAUAUUAAGGUUUUUUUGUUUAACUGAGCUAAAAGAGGCGGUUUAUUACAUGGAAAGAUUUUUUUAAAGCAUAUUACUGAUUUUUUUUAAAUUUUAUUUUUGGGUAAAAUCACGUAAAAUGUGUGUUAAUAUUGACUCUCUUUACACAACUAAUUAAUCAUUUUCUGGAGAAAAAAAUCCCUUAAAUUUAAAUUCAAUAACAACAGAUUUUCUCUUGUUUUCCAUGCGUUUGUGCUUUAAAAACAACUUAUUUUGGACUUUUAGAAUUAUGUAUUAACUUGAUAAAUAUGAAUACUGCCACGAUAAAUUUAAUAAACAUGAAAUAAUUUUUAAACAAUUAAAAACAGGGAGAAAUGUCCAAACUCUCCCUUUUAGAAGACAUUACAUUAAUAAAACUAAAAUAAAAUAAGUGCUUCAGUAACUCCAUAAGUGUGUAAAUAUAUGAACUUAUUCCACAACAAAUGUCAUAAAUAAAUAUUGAUAAUAAAGUCAGUUUAAUGUUUUUAAUUAAACAUUGUGUCUAAGAAUUUAAUCUGAGUAAAUUUAAUUAAAUAAAUAAUGAUAUUUAAUUUGUUUGCACGUUUUUAGUUGAAAAAUAAAUAUAAAAAUAAUUUUGAAAUAAUAUGAAAAAGCUGAAGCAUGUAAAUGUUUUAUUUAAUUUAAUAAUAAUUUAUUUUGGGUACAUUUUAAUUGAAUCAAUGAGGUGUGAAGCUCAUUUUUCUUUGCACAGAUAUGUAAACAUCGCUAAAAUGUGACCACAUGGUUUAAAAAUGUAAAUUUAUUUAAAGUGAUCUGAAUAAAAUACUUUAUAUUUCACAUUUUGCAGCCGAAUAAUAUUUUGUAUUUUUUGUACUUUAGUGACCAGAUUGUGAACAAAAAUGAGCUGAUAAUUAUAAUAACUGUUCGUAAAAUAAAACUAAAAUGUUCAGAAUAUAAUAACCGGCAGAAAAAUAUAAAUGAGUUCACAGACAUUUGAUGAAAUUCCUUGUUUUUGGGUCGUCUGUUAGAAUCUGCACACAUUUGAUGCUUUGUGUUCUUUGGAUGCGAGUUAAAUCCAGCUGCUGCUCCUCCAGAUGUGAGCUGAUCUCUGCUCUCUGAUUGGCUCCCGCCCCUCGUCCAGCUGCAGACUGGUUUAACUGGUUUCUGCUGUAAUCCUCCAUCAGCUUAGAGCUUCUGUUUGUG